UUGAGUUGACGCGUUUAACGUCAGCUUGAAAUUGUCGUCAGCUUGUUCAUCGGCAGUGCUUUGAACGCCGAUCCAAUAUUUUCAAUUUGUAUAAAGAUCAGCAAAGAUGAUUAAUAAGAUUGACUUCGAGUUUAUACAAUCUCUAAAUCUUUUGUAUGCUAUUCCAGUAGUAGCUGUAAUUUUUUGCGCGAUUAUAGUUUAUGCUGUUGGGUUCAAAACGCCUGUACAGCCACCUAGCUUCGAUGGAAUCGAGGAAGAGAAAAAACUUACGAAAAAAAAGAAAACUAAAGAUAGUUCUAAGUCUAAGCUUCUUCAAAAUGGAAAAGCAAAUGGCACUGCCGUGCUUAAGAACCAGUCUCCACCAAAUAAGAAAAAAGAAAACAGUGAAAAACGGGCACCUGUUGAGAAACCAGUACCUGAAAAGCCUGUUGUAAAUGAAAAGAAGGCAAAUAAGAAAAACAAGCAGCAGAAUGAGAAACAGAAUCUUGCUGAGAAGAAAAAAGAGGUUGCUAUUCUUGAUGAUGUUAAUGAUGAUGGUUGGGUGCAGUUAGUGUCCAAAAAAGGAAGGAAAAACCGUAAAAAAGAUGAUGCUACUACUUCUGAGAAUCUCUCCAAUAAAUCUAGUAAAACUGUUGAUGUUAACAAAUCUGAUGACAGCUCACAAGUCGAUGAUUCUCCAAAAAGUAUCCCUCAGAUAACACAAAGCAGUGCAGUUGUUGAAGAAAAACAAGUCUCUACUAAGGUCAAGAAAGGUGCAGCGACGAAGGAAAUAGGAACCUUAAAAGAAGAAAAGAAUCAAGAGCAAGUUUUAAUUGUUGAAGUCAUAAAAUCUGAAGUAAAUGAUUUCCAGAAGCUUCAACCUGAGGAAAACAUUGCAAAAGAAGCAAAGGUAUUGGAGGAAACCAGCAGCAAAUCUAAGAAGAAAAAGAAAAAAGCUUCUGAGUUAGUAAAAGAGAAAAAUGAUGCUAAUACUAAUGUUUCUGAAAAAACAUCAGUACAGAUAAUUACAGAUAUUCCUACUUCUGAAGAAAAAAUUACUAGUAAUAUUAUUGUUACUUCAGACCAUAAAGAGACAAUUAGUGGCAACACAGUAACUGACAAGUCAUCUGAUGCUAAAGCUUCAAAUGUUGCAUUUGAUGAACUAGCUGGCUUAUAUCCUGAAGCUAAAGAGCAGAAGAAAAAGAAGAAAGUUCGUCGUGAUCAUUAACAUUGUUUGUCUCUCACAUGAGAUAUUGUUAAAAAUGGUCUUUCAUAUGAACCAAUACCCCAAUUACAUCCUGCCACUUUUACGGAAAUUAUCACUGUUUCCAGGGAUUCAGCAUCGUUGAAGAAUUUCUUUGGCCAUUUGGAUUGUUUGUAUGGAUUGCUUUGCAAAAUGGUAGCUAAAAUGUAUGGAUGCUGUUCAUGUGGAGAGGACAUUGUAGCUACUUCAUUAUUGUGAAUAUCAUAAGGGAUUCCAUUUAAAAAAAUGGAGAAAAUGAAAGUCUUUUGUAACAUGUGCAGGGAGCAAUGCAAGAUAGUGCAUUGAUUGCAUGAGGGACCGCGUCCGGGUUUGAAUUUGGAAUGCUGGCUCAGAGUAUACAUAUUAGACAAUAAAGUUGUUGAUCACGUCACUUGUAAGUUCCACACUCUCAUGUAAUUUUGAAAUAUGAAAGUAACUAAUAUUUAUUAAGAGCUGUAUUUGAACAAAUUUUAAAAGCUGCAUUUUUU
This is a messenger RNA of Uloborus diversus, 1710 nucleotides long. RefSeq names its product probable replication factor C subunit 1. Lineage: Eukaryota; Metazoa; Arthropoda; Arachnida; Araneae; Uloboridae. Bases 107 to 1207 code for a protein of 366 amino acids. The transcript is spliced from 8 exons. The record is from RefSeq and is a predicted model, not a curated record.